CUGCCAAUAGUGGAUUGAACUGAGAACUGAAUGGAAUUCUGUCGCCGCUUACUGUCUGUGACCAGCGGCAUUUUCGUAAUAAACUGAGCUCUACUUUCUUGUAAAUAACCGCUUAUUACUUUUGCUAGUUUAGCUGUGAAGGACCUUGCUGAACAUCGACUAUCAUUAUCAUUAUCUUCAGAAAGAGAAUAGUCAGACCGUCAGCCCCUCAACUGAGGCGUUCAGUAGCAGAAGAAAACAAGACAGCUUGUGAUUUACAAAGGUGGAUUAUGGAGAAAUAUAAGUUAUCGACUCAAUUUUAGGAUAAUUUCCAGUCGAGAGAAAAGAGCUCAAAUCAUCGUGAUGUUUGAAGAGUCAUAGCAAGAUAUGAAGGGAGAGUCUUCAUGUACAGUAGCCGAUAAGAGCUUAAUCUGGAGCCUCAGAAGAUUGGCAGAAGGAAAGGAAUCACCCUCCUCAAUAAGGCCCUAAUGGAGAAUGAGACCAUCUCUUCGGGCUAUGUCCCACAUUACCUUCUUCAAGGAGAUCCCUUUGCUUCCAAGCUGUCCAGGGAGGCAGACAUAGUGGCGGCGUUCUACAUCCUUAUCAUCGGUAUCUUGUCAUCCACUGGAAAUGGUUAUGUCAUAUACACAACCAUCAAACGGAAGGGCAAGUUAAAGCCACCAGAGUUCAUGACGCUGAAUCUUGCGGUGUUCGACUUUGGCAUAUCGGUCACUGGAAAGCCAUUCUUCAUAGUGUCUAGUUUUGCCCAUCGCUGGCUGUUUGGCUGGCAGGGUUGUUGCUACUACGGCUGGGCCGGCUUUUUCUUCGGAUGCGGAAGUCUCAUUACGAUGACCAUUGUCAGCUUUGACCGCUACUUGAAGAUCUGUCAUUUAAAAUAUGGUACAUGGUUCAAAAGGCGUCAUGCCUUUCUCUGUCUGGUUUUUACAUGGAUCUAUGCUGCCUUCUGGGCCACCAUGCCAUUGUUGGGUUGGGGCAACUACGCACCUGAGCCGUUUGGCACCUCCUGCACGCUGGACUGGUGGCUGGCCCAGGCCUCGGUGUCUGGCCAGAGCUUUGUCAUGUGCAUGCUCUUCUUCUGUCUCAUCUUCCCCACUGGCAUCAUCGUCUUCUCCUAUGUCAUGAUCAUCUUCAAGGUCAAAUCCUCAGCCAAAGAAGUCUCUCAUUUCGACACACGGAAUAAGAACAACCACAGCCUGGAGAUGAAGUUGACUAAGGUGGCGAUGUUGAUCUGCGCAGGGUUUUUAAUAGCUUGGAUCCCUUAUGCUGUGGUAUCAGUGGUGUCUGCUUUUGGAGAGCCUGAUUCAGUGCCUAUCCCAGCCUCUGUUGUGCCAACUUUGCUGGCCAAGUCCGCUGCUAUGUACAAUCCAAUCAUAUAUCAGGUCAUUGACUGUAAGAAGAACUGUGCAAAAGCUUCCUGCUUUCAAGCUUGGAGGAAAAAGAAGCACUACAGGGCUUCAAGGUUCUACUCCAUCUCUGCCUCCCUGAAACAGAGAGCAGCCAAUGAAGUUCCAAUUGAGAUAUGAGGAAAUGACAGGAACUCACAAUGGGCCUGUGAUAGGACACUGGGCAAUUUAUUAUUGUGCAAUUAAGACAUCAACAGGACAUUUCCUACCGCCGUCAACGUCACAUAAUCUGCAAACACAUCUCUUAAGUUGAUCUGUGUGUGUAUAAAAAAAAUAAGUGGUAAAUAAAAUUCAGUUUUGUUUUUUAUGUUUUAUUGUAUUCCAGCCUUCUCAGAACCACAAUGCUUGAACUCUAAAGUGGCUUCACUCUGUGUCAAGUCUGUGUUCUGUCUAUUGUUGCUAACUGAAACCGGUCACGAUCACAUCUGUACAAGAGCAUGGUCACAGAUAAACAACAAUAUAUAGAUAUAGAUAUAUACCGUACAGACAACAUAUGUGCAUAAUUAUAUAUUUUUUUUAUCAGAUUGAAUGGACUAUGAUGCACUGAUUCAGACCACUGAAUUUCUUUUACAUUAUUAUAAGAGACGUGGCACGAUAGUUUUGGGGCAUGUGCAAUGAUAAUUACAUCAGAAAUUUUACAUUGAAAUGUGUCCUCCAAAGAUUCAGUUCAUGGUCUUUAGAAUUUCUGUGUUUUCUUUGUUUUAUUUUUAAUCAUUUAACUCAUUUUAACAUUCUUUUUAUAUAGUAACCUUUUGCAUGUUAUCAAGCUGCAGGAAGCCCCUAAGGUUAAAAGAAAGUGAACAGUUGGUGAAUAUAAGUUGUUUACAGGUACUAGUGUGGUUAAAUGUUUUCCACAAAUAUUAUAAACGUUCUGUGGAAGUUGGACAAUAAUAGAAGUUCUAACAGUUAAUAAUGAAGCAAGCUUGGUUUACAAAAAACUUAAAGGGCCUAAAAUGAACGUUCACUGUAUAAUGAUGACUGAUUAGAUAGAAGCUUGUAAAUACUCAAAACAAAAUGUUAGCACAAUGAUAGCUAAUUGUUAUUAAAUGUGAAAUAGUUUACACUUAUUUUGAUGCAGAUCACUAUUUAACCUUAAUGGCAAGCAGAAAUAUUUCUGUUUCUGGAGGUUUGGUUAUGCAGUAGACAUAUUAUCAAAAUUAAAUUGUAUUUAUUUUAUUUAAAUUUUGCAAAGUGCACUCCAUUAACUUGUAUGUAUUUAAAAAACACUUGAAUACACUGUAAAACACACUGUUUAGUGAUAAAAACUAAAUAAACAAAAGCAAAAAUAUCUAUUCUUGGAAGGCAAAGUAUUUAGUCCAGAGUAAUUUUUUAGCCCUUUGAAUAAGUUAACAACAAUUUGAAAAGCUUUUAACCAUGACUGAGUACAUUAAGACAAAUAUUUUUCAGUGAGAGAAAUGACAUUUUUAUGUAUUGUAUAUUAGGUAAUUGUUUACA
This is a messenger RNA of Carassius auratus (goldfish), 2858 nucleotides long. Its product is annotated as opsin-5. Bases 468 to 1523 code for a protein of 351 amino acids. Gene Ontology annotation, molecular function: G protein-coupled receptor activity. NCBI's taxonomy places the organism in Eukaryota, Metazoa, Chordata, Actinopteri, Cypriniformes, Cyprinidae. Gene Ontology annotation, cellular component: membrane. The transcript has 8 exons. The record is from RefSeq and is a predicted model, not a curated record. Gene Ontology annotation, biological process: G protein-coupled receptor signaling pathway.